Pyricularia grisea is the source of this 2231-nucleotide messenger RNA. RefSeq lists its product as uncharacterized. Gene Ontology annotation, molecular function: transmembrane transporter activity. Gene Ontology annotation, cellular component: plasma membrane. The record is from RefSeq and is a predicted model, not a curated record. Lineage: Eukaryota; Fungi; Ascomycota; Sordariomycetes; Magnaporthales; Pyriculariaceae. Bases 289 to 1959 code for a protein of 556 amino acids. The transcript is spliced from 3 exons. Gene Ontology annotation, biological process: transmembrane transport.
UUUGUUGCCGCGUGCAUUUCGCACCCUUGCAAUCAAUCCUUUUUUUUUUUUUUUCAAAAGAUCGCCAGCCGAUACAAAGGAUCACGACGGGUGUGGAUCUGACAGCAGUACCAAUUAUUUCUGCGGGCACCUUUCUGUUAUGCAGUGUAAGCCCAAAAUAGAUAGAGAAUAUCCCUUAACUGACUCCCACCCUCGUCAAAUCUUCUCUCCUCGUCUACCUAAAAAGGUGGAUAGGGCUUGGACCACGCCCAGAGCGUUCUUCUCAUACAUUUGACUUUUAUCAUCACCAUGGCGUACAGCAACCCAACUAACCACGGCUACAUCAGGACUCAAGACACCGAACUAGAGCCUCUGAGAGCCAUCGAUCAGCGAGAAAACAUGUCUUCGCAAGGCUAUUAUCAGCCGCAACAACAGCCAUACUACGGCCCGCAGGCCGGGUAUGGCGCACCACCCCCUCAACCGUCGCAACCGCCGUACGGAUAUGCUCCUCAACACAACCAAGGCCCGCCGCCACCUCCACAAUACGUCCCGAAUUACAACGCGAACGAGAAGCAGGACUUUGCGCAAACCUUCAAGGUCGAAAAGCCCAAGUGGAAUGACCUAUGGGCAGGCAUCCUAUUCAUCAUUUUUGUCUUGGGCUUCGCCGCCAUCUCUGCCAUCUCGCUCCGGGGUUACGCCUCGUCGCGCGGCACUCAGGGAGGAGGCAUCUACGAUGGCAGGAACAACUUUUCACUGUCGACGAGCACAAUAAUCUUGUUCGCUAUUGUACUGGCAGUUGCGAUUGUACUCAGCUACGCAUACGUAUGGCUUGCGCGCUUGUUCCCCAAGCAAUUCAUAUGGGUCACGGGCAUCCUGAACAUUCUCAUGGGGUUCGCGACGGCAGCAUACUUCUUGUAUCGGAAGCAAUACGGAGCUGGUAUAGUCUUCCUCAUUUUCGUCAUUCUUCUGGUCGUUGCGUUCAUCACCUGGAUCCCGCGUAUCCCCUUCAGCGCCUUGAUGCUGCGGACGGCCGUGGAUAUUGCCAAAAACCACGGCCAUGUCUACCUCGUAAGCGCCCUGGGUGGUCUUCUUGGUGCAGCCUUUGGUGCGUGGUACUCGGUCACGCUGGUGGCCGUCUACGUGCGUUACCAGCCGGGCACGACAAACAGCCCCAACCCACAGUGCAGCGACGGUAGCUGUAGCCAAGGCCGUGUUAUUGGUUUUAUCGUUUUCUUGACUUUUACGGCAUACUGGGUGUCUGAAUGGAUCAAGAAUACCAUACACACGACAAUUGCCGGCGUCUAUGGUAGUUGGUACUUCUGCUCGCGCAACUACCCUCAGCGCGUUACCCGAGGAGCGCUGAAGCGAUCCUUGACGUACAGCUUUGGCAGUAUUAGCUUGGGCAGCUUGAUCGUGGCGAUUAUCAACUUCUUGCGCCAGCUUUGCUCUAUGGCCAAGUCGCAAGCAGCCGCAGAUGGUGACAUUAUCACGUGCCUCAUCUUCGCUUGUCUUGGCUGUAUCAUUUCCAUACUGCAGUGGGCGGUCGAGUUCGUCAACCGAUACGCCUUCUGCCAUAUCGCGCUGUAUGGAAAGAGCUACUUUGCUGCCGCAAAGGAUACCUGGAAGAUGAUCAAGGACCGCGGCAUCGAUGCCCUUAUCAACGAUUGCCUGAUUGGUCCGGUUCUGGGCAUGGGCGCCAUGAUGGUUGCCUUCGCGUGUGCCCUGCUUUCGUAUGUGUACCUGGUAAUAACCAACCCAGCGUACAACCGCGACGGCAGUUUCACUCCGGUGGUGGUUGCGUUCAGCUUCCUGAUCGGUCUCCAAAUCUGCAACGUUUUCACUACUCCCAUCAGCAGUGGUAUUGACACCAUCUUUGUUGCUACGGCCUGGGAUCCCGAGGUCCUCAUGCGCGACCAUCCAGAUCUCUACCAUCAGAUGGUGGCUGUCUACCCCGAGGUUCAGCAAGCAAUCCACGCUUAACGGUGUGUGUGUAGUAACUGCAAGGAAAGACAAGGGUGAGAUGAGUAGCCAGUAAUCUUUGCAGUCUUAGAAUGUGUUUGGAAGCAAAUAUGUGUUGCAGAGUGCCAAGUACAAGCGUGGCUGUUCACAUAGGCGGGAGGCACCAGUUUGGUAAUUGGAGGAAUUAAUGGUCUAUUUUCCCUACAUGUUUGUUUCUUUUUUCUUCAGUUUCUUGUGUUAUGGUAGAAGGGAUACCCCAGUACUGCAGAAAAAUAACUACCUAUCAAUUCGCA